GUCGGGGUUGCUGUGGAGAUGAGGGACGCGGCUGCGGGAGCGGAGUGAGGGAUAAGGGACGCCGUGCCGGGUUGCGUGACACGGGGUGCCGGACGGGGGACACCGGGAGCCGAGGGAGCAGCUGGAUCUCCCUCAGGGGGGUUUAGGUGAGCAGUGGGUAUGGAUUUGGACAGCGUGUUCUCAGGCUCUUCCCUGCAGAGCCUUGCCAAACUGCUACGUGAUGCUCCAGAGGAGGAUGAUGAUGAUGAUGAUGUGCCACGCUGUUCUGUUGGUGCCAUGACUCCUGGGAGUGUUGGACCAGUCAAAAAGGAGACCACCAGUACUUUUCAAGUGAAAUCUGAAAACAAGAAAACCAUUUGGAAUACAGAGGAGGUCCCAGAAGGAUCUGAAUUUGAUGACACAUGGGACCCUAGAGAAAAACCAGAGUAUGAGAUUUCCUUCAAGCAGCACGUGGGAACAGAGGAUGUGUUCUUUGGGAUGACUGGGAAAGACCCCUCCACUGCCUGCUGUGAAGAUAUAGUGAUUAAAAUCAAGCUGCCAGAGACCAAGUACUCAGACAUCACAUUAGACAUCCAGGACAAGGUUCUUGACCUUCGAACUCCCAAAAACAAGCUGCUGCUGCACCUCCCCUACCCUGUGAACAGCAAGGAGGGCAGAGCUCGUUUUCUCUCUGAAGAGGAGAUCUUGGAAGUCACCUUGAGAGUGUCAAGGAAGUUGGAUUUCAUCAAUUUUUCUGAUGGGUAGAAAGAUAGAGAAAGUUUGCAAAAACUAAUGUUCUAGUUUGAGGGCUUUUGGAAACCCAGCUUGUUCUGAAAUAGUAGAUGGCUUCCCUUGAGCAGUCCAGGGAAAGUGUCUGGAGAAAUGAGUCAGGAGGAGCACAGCACCACAGCUUCUAACAGCUGCUGCUGUCUGACCCUCACACUGCUCUGGUUAACUUUCUGCUUCCUGCAGACUGGAACAGCCCCUGUGAGUCAGAAAGUGGGAGAUUUCAGUUCAAAAGCCACAGAAAGUCUUUGUGUGGUCAUGGCUGAGGUAGCACAGUGAGGCUCAGGACAAUGUUUGUUGCUUUGGUACCAUUCCAAGCCUUGCAAGUGCUACUGGCCUUGCUUGGUGUCCAGUGCUGGAACUGGGGCCAGUUCAGAAUCUUCUCUUGCCUAUUUCUUGGUGAGAAGAUCAUUCUGCAGGGAUCCAUACCCACAUCUGAGGCUCCUUUACACUGGCAGAACAAGUUAACCAGCUAUAGUUGAGUUGCUGAACAUCUCAGCUCUUUUGAACAGGUUUCUGAAAAUUUAUGGUUCAGUGUUGUCUAGUCAUCUGCUGUCCCUGCACCUAUUUCUCUGAUCUUUCUUGAUUAAUAAAAUAAUAGGUUCUAAGGAACAGUUCCAGUUAUCUUUGAGUCUGCCUUCUCUAUAUUAUGCUCUGAGAUAAGAGGAAUUUUGCAUAACAAAGGUUUUCUCACAGGACUGAAAUGCUGCAAAAUCUGUUCUUUGGCCUUCAGGUCCAAUCUGGAGAUGCAGAGUUGGGUAACUCUGUAUCCAGAGUUACAGUAGCUGCUGGGCAAAUAUAUUAAUUUAAUGUUGUUAGUCCUGCAGGAAGCAAAGGUACUUGCUCAGUGAUCAAAGUGGAAGAGAGAAGCAGGUCCAUGUUAAUGGCACACUUAACCAAAACCCUGUGAGUACUUUCAGAGCAAAAUGGCUUUGAGUCCUGCAUUCUUCUGGGGUGGAAAUAGAGGAAAAUAAUUGACCAGCUAGGCUGCAGACAGCACCCAUGCAGCUAAACUUGUGGCAGGCUGUAAUGAGAAGAUGGAAACUCCAUGAUGGACUGCAGACACUGACAGUGAGUUUAAAGGUGCAGUCACUGUAUGUUUGUAAUCCACUACAAUAUAACUCCAGGACAAAUUGGGCUGAUGUCUGGACAUUUCAACCCCUUCCCUGAAAAGUGAACCAUUGCUUGGGUCAGAAUAAUCCUAAUCAACUUCUGCUGUAGCCUUAAUGCACUGGAAAGCAGAUA
Messenger RNA from Zonotrichia leucophrys gambelii, 2010 nucleotides. RefSeq names its product dynein axonemal assembly factor 6 (gene DNAAF6). The coding region runs from base 160 to 744 and encodes 194 amino acids. Gene Ontology annotation, cellular component: cytoplasm. NCBI's taxonomy places the organism in Eukaryota, Metazoa, Chordata, Aves, Passeriformes, Passerellidae. The transcript has 7 exons. Gene Ontology annotation, biological process: flagellated sperm motility; axonemal dynein complex assembly. Gene Ontology annotation, molecular function: dynein intermediate chain binding; protein-folding chaperone binding. The record is from RefSeq and is a predicted model, not a curated record.